Molecule: messenger RNA, 483 nt
Organism: Aethalodelphis obliquidens (Pacific white-sided dolphin)
Lineage: Eukaryota; Metazoa; Chordata; Mammalia; Artiodactyla; Delphinidae
Product: sperm acrosome-associated protein 5-like
Exons: 4
Coding region: 1-483 (160 amino acids)
Biological process (GO): fusion of sperm to egg plasma membrane involved in single fertilization
Cellular component (GO): acrosomal vesicle; sperm flagellum
Molecular function (GO): lysozyme activity
Source: RefSeq, a predicted model, not a curated record
AUGCGUGGCGGAAUUGCUCAGCAUGCACAAAGGCUAGGAGCAAACAAACAAACACAAACCCAUCCCUGCCCCAUUCCCUCAUCCUACCCUCUCCCCUAUUCCCAAGACCCAUGCCCAUCUGCUACCUCCCCCCUCCCUGCCCCAGUGCUGUGCAUGGCACACUAUGAAAGUGGCUUUGACACCUCCUUCGUGGACCACAAUCCUGACGGCAGCAGUGCAUAUGGCAUUUUCCAGCUGAACUCCACCUGGUGGUGUGACAGUGGUGUUACACCUACCCAGAACCUCUGUCACAUGGAGUGUCAUGAACUGUUCAACCGCCAUAUUCUGGAUGACAUCAUGUGUGCCAAGCAGAUAGUGUCCUCACAAAACAGUAUGAAUACCUGGGAUUCUUGGAGCCAGCACUAUUCUGGCCAUGAUUUAUCUGAAUGGCUCAAGGGGUGUCAUAUAUAUGCAAAACCUUACACAACAGAAAUUAAUUCAUGA